Messenger RNA from Scophthalmus maximus (turbot), 1836 nucleotides. RefSeq names its product guanine nucleotide binding protein (G protein), gamma 3 (gene gng3). The transcript has 3 exons. Lineage: Eukaryota; Metazoa; Chordata; Actinopteri; Pleuronectiformes; Scophthalmidae. Gene Ontology annotation, biological process: G protein-coupled receptor signaling pathway. The coding region runs from base 348 to 575 and encodes 75 amino acids. Gene Ontology annotation, cellular component: heterotrimeric G-protein complex. The record is from RefSeq and is a predicted model, not a curated record. Gene Ontology annotation, molecular function: G-protein beta-subunit binding.
AGUUGGCCCUAAUCUCCGCAGAGCAGAUAUGGUACAAUCCAACCUCGUAAGAAAACCUUCACCAGUGGCUCCCCCCCCUCCUUCGGCCUGGUAGGUACCACUCACUGCCCAGGGGGAAAUUGUAUCCAUCCACCCCAAAUCUGGUGCUCAUUGUAGCAGAAUUGCAGUGCACUGGACUGUACAGAGCAGGGUACCAUCCAGGCUGUUGUCUGUGAGGGGUGGGGUCCGGCUACACUGAUACCACCAAACCUAAGCUCACUGAGGGACACAGAGAGGCAGAAAAGGGGAGCAAAAAACGGAGAGAGAAGAGGGGGGAAGAUUGCACCUGAAGAGGAAUAUAAUACGGGAUGAAAGGAGAUACCCCAGUGAACAGCACCAUGAGUGUCGGACAAGCCAGGAAGCUGGUGGAGCAACUGAAGAUAGAGGCUAGUUUCUGUAGGAUAAAGGUAUCAAAGGCAGCAGCCGACCUGAUGGCGUUCUGCGAGGCGCACGCCUGCGACGACCCCCUGAUCACCCCUGUGCCCACCUCAGAGAACCCGUUCAGGGAGAAGAAGUUCUUCUGCGCUCUGCUUUGAGACAAAUCAGGGAUUGUUGCGAUUGAAAAGUACAACUGUGUACUUGUGUGUGUACAAGUAUGUAAGAUGUGUACACGUACGUCCAUCUGAAAUAAGACAUCGAUAUAAUAUAGUUACCUUGCAUAAGAGCUGCCGAUGUACAGAACAUUAUCAAUGUCUUGAACUGAAUUCUUUCAUUGCUAACAUUAGAGGGAAAGGACACACAUUACAUGGGAAGUUGAACAUUCUAUCAAUAAAGAGUGAGACUUGCCACUAUCUAGAUCCCAAAAACAAUAAGACAAAAAAAAAAAUUACAUUUCGGAACAUCUCAUGCGCAUUACAGGUAACUGUCAAAAAGGACGACAGAGCAUCAAGUGUCUUAACGCCAUUCACACAAACAUUUUUCCCAUCAACAUUUGUCUCCUAGAGCCACAUCCCGCCUGUUGUUUAUAUAUUUUAUAUAACUCAUUCAUUUUUUUCCCUUUUAUUUUGGCAGUUACUUGUAUCUGCCAAGAACAACUUUUUAAGAGUGGAUUAUAAUAUUAUAAUCAAAUCCUGUCAUGGUUUUAUUAAGAUUCUAGCAUUUUGCUCAUUUCUAUGUUGUUGCCCUAGAGUUGGUGAGGGUGUGGAAGUGUGUGUGUGUGUGUGUGUGUGUGUGUGUAUAGGUGCUACUGUGAAACUUGAGCAACAAUUCAGAGCUUCGAAUCAGUCAUAUCAAGAUUUUGUAGUUCAACUGCACACAGACCUAAAUUAAAAAAAAAUAAAAAAAGACAUUCCAGGGGUUAUAGACAUUAAAUAUAGAAUCUAUGCCAUUGAAGCAGAAUCUGUUAUUCGGUCAUUAUGAGUCUGUUACAUCAACAAUUUUCUAAUAAAUAUAUACAGCAGUUGUAUUGUACUUUUACAGACAGGUGUACAUCAUUACCAUCGUUUUAACUCUCAGAGCAGAAGGGUGUUUUAAUGGCAUCCAGGGGGGAAAAAUAAUCAAAUAAAUCAAGGAAACCGCUAAUGUCUAAACUGAUUCACAUUAAAUGAGGGCUGAUGAGUGACUCGGGAAUUUCCAUGUUAAUUAAAAUGUCCCACUUUCUCCAUCUACAGUACAGGUCAUCGUUUUGUUCAGUUAAAUCAUUUCCACAAACAGUAAACUGCUCUUCAAAACAUAUGACACAAUGAAACAUUUGGGAGCACUUGCUAGGGACAAUAACUAAAGUUACUGUAUUUUAUUGGGGGGGGGUAACCAUGGAAUAUGAAUGAGCAUUGACAUUAAAAACCUCCUGCCAUCAAA